This is a messenger RNA of Pyricularia grisea, 1464 nucleotides long. RefSeq lists its product as uncharacterized. NCBI's taxonomy places the organism in Eukaryota, Fungi, Ascomycota, Sordariomycetes, Magnaporthales, Pyriculariaceae. The transcript has a single exon. The coding region runs from base 1 to 1464 and encodes 487 amino acids. The record is from RefSeq and is a predicted model, not a curated record.
AUGCAAGCGCAGCAGCUGCCACCAAAGCCUAAGAUCCUCUAUGCGGUACCCCCGCGCGAGGGCCAUAUGCGACCGGCCCUGCAGAUAGCGGCCCACCUGAUCGAGCGCGGGUACAAUGUCACUAUGCUAGGGACAGAUCGCUGGCGGGAUGCUAUCGAGGCCGUUGGUGCCAUAUACAGCCCCUGCAUUGGCCUGUGGGCUGUCGCGCUCGACGACCCGUCCUGGUGGCCUACCAUCGUGUCGGCGCCGACUUCGGCCGCGAGGAAUGCCGCAUCGCUGGACGAGGGUUUCACCACGCUGCUGCCCAGUGGGUUUCAGUCUGUAUGUACAGCGCUGACCGGCAUUAUGGGCAGAGACUGGGCAACUGAAAGGAUCGUGGUGCUGUCGGACACAUGCUUCUCGGGAACCUUACCGCUGAAACUGAAGACGCACCUCCCGCCGGGAUGUGGGCUGGAGAAGGUUAAAAUUAAAACGAUCGGUAUCGGAGUAGUUCCUGUUUAUUGGGCAGCGGCAGAACGACCACCAUGGGGUUCAGGUCUUCCUUACGAUGACAGUGAAGAGGGCAAGACACGAACGCUACAGGCUCACCAGGACGCAUGGAACCAGGAGGCGGAGGACCGCGCGCGUAAAUGUCUCAUCAUGAUGGCGUGCGCAGAAAAAGUCGACAAGCUGUUGGAGCCGUUCAACGACCCUGCAACAGGACUGAGACAUCCAUUCUGGGACGCAUCUACUCUAUGUCACGACGUGACGCUGCAGAUGGGACUCCGCGGGCUGGAGUUCCCUACGCCUUCGUGGCCAGCACACCUCAAAUUCGCAGGUCCUCUUCCGCCCAAGGAACUACCGAGCGGGCUCAAAUACCCGGCGUGGUGGGACGAGCUCGUAUUCAAAAACAGCGCAGCCUACUCAAUCGGCCACGAGGGCGGGCGCAAGAAGGUCGUCUUCGUGGCGCAGGGAACCGAGGUGCUGGACCACAACGAGCUGAUCGUGCCGACGGUGCAGGCGCUGGCGGGUCGCGAUGACGUCGUGGUGAUUGUGGUGUUAUGCGUAAAGGGCGCGACGCUAGACGCGAGUUCCUUCACCAACGGGGAGCUACCUACAAACUGUCGCGUGCUCGACUAUUUCCCCUACGACGCGAUCCUCCCGCACGCCGACGUGUUCUUGUCGAGCAGCGGAUACGGCGGAUUGACGCACGCCGUCGCACAUGCGGUACCGCUGGUGCAGACGGGUCGCUUUUUCGAUAAACCCGACAUUGGAAGACGCGUUGAGUGGUCCGGAAUGGGCGUUUAUCUGGCCGACCCGACUGGGGCGGCGCCGCCAAGCGCGGUUGAGGUCGGAGAAGCCGUGGACAAGGUGUUGGGGGAUGCAAAGUUCAGGCGCCGUGCUGGGGAACUGCGGGACGAGGCGCUGAGGUCGGAUCCACUGGCUUCAGUGGAGAGGGAGGUUAUAGGAUUGAGCUGGGAUUGA